Molecule: messenger RNA, 6866 nt
Organism: Metopolophium dirhodum (rose-grain aphid)
Lineage: Eukaryota; Metazoa; Arthropoda; Insecta; Hemiptera; Aphididae
Exons: 7
Coding region: 737-1660 (307 amino acids)
Source: RefSeq, a predicted model, not a curated record
CAGACGGCCCGCGUUUUCCCGACGACGCACGCGACUCGGCAUUUCAGUGGACUGUCCGCCGUUGGUCUGAACGCCGGUGUGCGCCCGUCGAUAAUAAUAUUAAUAUCGUCCUCGUCGUCGUUUCUGUCGUUGUAACAAUAUUAUAAAAAUCAACAUUAAAAAAAAAAUCCGAAAUUAAACCUCCCCCGGCCGUGCAAAACGACGAGGCCGCCCACCGCCGGAUCAGUGUCGUGAUCUUUUUAUUACGCACACCUACCUACCGAUGUGACGGAGCGUGCACUCUGACCGUUAAUUUUUCAUCGUAAUAAAUAUAAAUAUAUUGCAGUAAUAUUCGUAACGGUAUUGUUUUAUCAUAAUAUUCAAAUAUAAUAAUAUUAUUGUCGUCAUCGAACCGCGGCGGGACGAUUGCGCGCGCCAUACUGAACGCAGCAAUAAUAUUACUGUCGUGUCUCAUAUUAUAUUAUCCGCGCUAGUCGAACCCGAUCGAAUGGUCCCUUUAAAACAAUAACGAAUUACGCGUCGUAUUAAACACCAUCGUUAUUCCCAAACACUCGCCACUGGUCGAGUGGUCGUCUGCCCCGCGCGAAACGGAGGCAAUCUUUUUUUUUAGAGACAUUUUAUUUUCUCCGAGACAAAACCCAAAGUGAAAACGAAGAACCGCGUUCGUUAAGACCAACUACGAGUGAGAACCUGAGCUUACUCACUGCAAGUCGAUAGGAAAAAAAAAUAUAAUAAAAUGGCUCCACAUGGGAUCACCUUCUUGAGACUGACCGGUUGGACGUGGAAAAUCGUGUUGGCUCUCAUCGCGUGCAACCAUCUCGCUCUGAUGUGGCCGUUCUUCUUCGCCGUCGGAUGCAACGCCAAGAUCGAAAACCAGUUCAAACUGCAGUCCGCGCCAGUUUUACGCGAACGUGGUGUAACACUCACCGAACUUCGAGUGCCGACUUCCGUGAUGGCCAGCAUCAAAAAUGGCGUCGUGCUUGAUUGCUUGUACACGCUACGUCCAAAUUCUAUCGGGUUAGUGGUCGCCUGGUAUUUCAACAAUAGCGCCAGACCGGUUUAUCAGUGGAUUCCUGGACAGAAACCUUUGAGCAUCGGCGUGUUCCGUCACCGUGCCAAUCUCGACUACAAGGUGUCUGACGACAAUGAUACCAUGCACAGGGCCUUGCACAUCAUCAAUCCGACCAUCGAGCUGUCCGGCGACUACAGGUGUGUCGUGUCCACGUACCAUGAUGAAGAUUUCAUGAUCAAAAGGAUGAUCGUCUACUCCCCGGAGAAGAAGUUUGACGUAUAUCAGAAGAGAGUCAAUAACGAUACUAUACGUGUAACUUGCAUGGUCUCUGGCGUUUACCCAGUACCUAGACUCACCCUCUUCAACAACUCGGUCACAGACAAACAGAGCUACCCGUUGAUUCAUUCCCGCGUCGAUAUCAACCGCUUGAAGGAUACUUCCUACGAAGUGAUCAUCAGCGUGCUUAUCUCCGACGACGACAUCACCACUCAAUCCACUUUGGACUGCGAACUCAAAAUCCCGGACACCCCAUACGUCAAGAGAAAGACUUUUGUUUUCUUCCAAGAUCCAAACGCUGCCAGCAACACCUACUCCACCAUCUUCUAUGCCGUUGCCUUCUACUGGGUCUUCAAAUUGGUCGCCUAUUAAAUUAAUAUCAUAGAUGAUAGUAUUAACCGCAACCGUAGUCCACAAUUUAUAUAAUAAUGGUGUAGAAUGAAAUUUUAAUGUUUUGCAAUAGACACACUUACACAAAAAAUAAAAAUUAAUAAAUUAAUAACAAUAAAAAUAAUUAUACAAUAUUAAAUUUAAUUACAUCAAAAACUGAUGUGGGAAAAAAAGCCAUAUGCAGCUAGACAUAAUAUAAAUAAUGUAGUAAUAAACAGGAAGCUAGAUAGUAACGAUUUAUUAUUGAAUCAUAAAACAAUUUCAUAUUUGAGAAAGUCAAAACUUAAAGGGAAAAAGUAAUAUUAAACCGUCAGAACAUUAAAGCUAGUAUAUCGGACACGCAACUAUUCACUUUAGUCACUGUGCUAUUGUAUUAUAAAUAAAUAUUAUUUACUAUGUAGUAUACAACUUCCAGGUAGGGGAUAAAUCAGUUGUUCAAAAUCAGUUUGAGAAAACAAUAAUAUUAGACAUCGUUGUUCAUUGGCAAUUAAGUAUCUUUAUUCUUUAGUCGUGUUUAGAAUUUUUCCCAGUCAUCACGAUAAUAUUAAUCAUUUCAACAUUAAUCGAAGUUAAAAACCUCUAUUAAUUCCGUUGACUUUUAUUCAGUUAAGUGUUUUAAUAUAAAUAUAUAAUAUUAAAUCCGGAAUUCGAGUUUGUAUGUUUUACGUAAGUCAAAAACGACCAGACUCGAUUUGAUAUUUAUUUUUUUUUUUACGGGUGUUUAUUGAACAUUUUUCACACAUUCAUUACUUUUCAUAAUUAUUAUUAUUAUCAUACAUUUCCCUCGAACUACCCAAUACUCACGUAUUUAUAAUUGCAUACAUAUUGUAUUUGGUCUAGUUGCUACUAAUGCGGGUUAAGCCAAUCAUUUCAUUUAUUAUUUAUAAACGGUUAAAUUAUUAAAUAGUACCUAAUACUAAUUAUUUACAUACAGUAUAUUAUUAUUAUUAUUAUUAUUAUUAUACUAUACCCUUAUAAUUAUAUUAUUAUAUGAUAUAAACAUUAUUAUUUAUCGAGUAUAUAUUAUUACAGCAUGGUAAUAAAUUACUAUUAUCGUAAGAACGAUUGUAAUCAUAUAUUGUUGAUUGUUUAUGUUUUAUAUCGGGAACAUUGUUAACAGCUGAUUCGUUGUAUUACCAUAAAAUUUACGCUUACUUCUAUAUGUUAUAUGUAAUGUUUAAGAUUGUUUAUCCAAAUAAGGAAUUUUGAAAAAAAAAAUGUAAAAGAAAACCUUUCGUCAGCGGCGUCUCUGGUGUAUCACAAAAUGGUAUUCCGAUUGGUUGUUUUUUUUUUUUUUGGAAUUCAUACCAAAAUAUUAUGAUGUUUCCGACCUGAACACUGCUGUUGUUAAAUGUUGGAUAUAAUUUUGCCCUUUUUACAAAAUUCUUGGGAUGAAUCGUAGUAACGACAGGAUGUUCUGCAAAAAAAAAUCACAAUACCUAAUAAUAAUAAAUUAAUAAUUAAUCUGAAGAAAACAAACUGAUCAGUGAUCACUAAGGAAUAAUUUGCGCAUAUUAUUGUUUAUAAUGUUUAUUGGUAAUUAAAAGAAAAAAAUUCACGUUCAAUACAUUAUUGUGGGCGUACAUUAAAGGAAAAAUUAAGAAGCAUACAUUGUAUCGGUUUCGUGUAGCUAUUUCUCCAAAACGACACUAAUACACUAUAACAACCCACUUAUCAUAAUGUAGUAUGCAUGACGUACCAAAUAACACUAAACGAAGUAUUAUAUUAUAUUUAUUCUUAUCCCGAACCUUAUACAGUCACAACAUUAUACUACUUAUCCUGUCAUGUAUGUAUUAAUUAAUUUAAGAUAAUAAUAUAAAUUUAUCAGGUGGUAAAUGACGUACAAGACCCGACAACCAGAUUAGUUUUCUCCUCUUACGCGAUAUACUAAAACGAUUCUUCUAUUGCAAUAAAAUAACGAAAAUGUAAUAAUGUUGUCUAAUAAAUAACUACCUACCCAAGCCAAUAGGUUUUUUUCAAAAAAAUUUAGCAACUCCGCCGGUUUAACAAUAAAAUUGAUUUAUUUACUGUAUUUGUAUGCGCACGAAAUAUACGCGAUCACAUUCGAAACUAUUGUAUUUUUUUUUUUUUUACUAUUUCAUAUAUCUAUUAGUAUAUUAUUCGCAAUUAUUAAAAUUUCGAAUAUGUAUUGAAAUUACUGAUGGCGAACGAUUACACGUUUAAACUUUGUACAUUUUUAUUUUUAAUACUGACCUUUCUACCUAUUUAUUGUUUAGUUUUCUUUUUCUUUUGUUGUUUUAAGUAACUACUGUAUACGAUUUACUGUAACGCCAUGUACAAGUUAAUAUUAUUUUUGUUUUCUUAAUUCACUUUACCUUUGACGUCAUAAAAAGCGCACAACUCGCGAGCAACAAAAUAACGGGAAAAAAAGAAAUAAAUAACUAUAAUAAUAAUAAUAAUAAUAAUAUUAUACUUAUGAAUAAUAUUGUUGGGGAAAUGCCUAACUUUGUUUCAUAUUUUUCGUGGAAAUGGAGGGGGUACUGCCAUAGGAAAAUUCCAUUGUCACUGUCUGCCAGGUUUUAAAUUAUUUGCGCGCACAAUGGUCGUGCGGGAAAUGAAGAAAGGUGGGGCUGUGUUCGGAACAGAUGAAAAAAAGAGGUCACCGCCCCCCCCCCCCCCACUUUCAAAAAUAUAAUAAUCAUAAUCAUAACAAAUAAAUAAAUAAAUAGCGUCAGGCUGUGAGGAGUGAGUGUGAAGGAAAAAGAAGGGUAUGAAAAAGAAAACAGUAAAGGAAAGAGAAAGAAUGGUAAAAAAACAAACGCACACGUACCUACUACACACAAAAGCCACUCGACGGACGGCAGCGACUCGACAACCACCGUGGUACCUACCACCGGUCUACCACUCCUCGAAUUUCUCCUACCAACCUACCUAAAUAAUCGCAUAUUAUUAUUAUACCUCUUACCGGAAAUGACGUCUUUAUAAUUUAUUCACCGUUGUUGCAUGUAUAUAGAGUUAUAACCGAGAGUCAUAAUAAUAUAUUAGCACAACGUAGGUAAACGUCUCGUAUUUACGAAACAUCCACACCAAGCGCCCCUCCUCCCACGGACACUACAACUCCCCGCCCGUCACCUGCCCCGUAGAUACCCUACACAUAUUAUUGUGGCCUGAGAUCCACGGGACUCACUUAAAUAGUAUUUUGAAUCGUCGGAUGUCGGACGCGUAAAAACACUCAAACGAAGAACUAAUAUGAGACUCGUCCACAGACCCUCCACUGACCAACCGAUACGGAGACGUUACUAGAAUAAGAGAAAACUGAAUAACGAAAAAUGCUCCGAACGUCCACCUCGCCGCCGUCGAUGCAAAAUGCUUUACGUAGUGGUAGUGACUUCGAAUUCGAUUCGGGCGACAAAAACGGAUACCGAACAUACGUAUUAUAGGCAUGCCUUUGCGCGAUAAUAAUAUUAUUAUACUUCUAGACCUUGUUUUCUCGUCGUCCCGUCAAGACCACCCGCACCACCCGCACCACCCGCCACCCACUCGACAACCCGCCCAAAGGAAAAGAUCUCUCCAUGUUUUUCGCCGGAAAUUCGAAUUUACACCUGUAUACCGCAAACACGGUAUCCCGUUAUCGGUAUUCAGAUACUUCAGGUCACGGACUCGACCUCUGGCACCACCACCUGGGGAUUGGAAAUGUACAUUUUUCCGGCAUUCUUCGCCAUUGUUUUUUGUUCAACACCGUACGCCGACCUCGACCCCCAUCGCCUAACGAUAAUACGCUCUCGGAAAAUACACAAAUGCGAUUAGACUUUAAAAAUAAAAUAACAUCGUCAGACGUCCACACCGUUGUACGUCAUAUACCUAUAGUAUAAAAGUUUUGCGUUACGAAGUUGAAUUUUAUAAUAAUGAUAUUAUGUAUACGAAUGUAAUAAUAUACUGAACUCAUUUUUUGUCCUUUUGAAACUUCUAAACAGUAAUAAUAUUGUUAACUCACCCGUUUACAGCCAGGACGGCUAGUCUGAAAGAAAAAAAGGAAUAUUCAUAUUUACUUGAAUCUCGCUAAUUUGUUCGUUGCAUCAGAGAAACUAUAAAACAACUAUUAUAAUACCUGCGAUAUUAUUAAUCGAAAACACUGCUCGAGAUGAUAUUAAUAAUAUUAUGCUUUAAACAUAACAUUGCAUACACUGUUUCGUUUACGAUUGACAUGACUAAAAUUUUCAGGCGUUCCACUGCAGAUACCGUAUAAAAAUAAUCAAUAUUCGUACCAAAAGUUUAAAUAUUCGAGCAAAAGUCCCAGGAUCAAAUUAUAGGGUAACAGUACACAGUACUGAUUUUACGUAUUUGACCAUGAUUCAGUUAUACAUAAUACUGUUGUAUUAUCGUCUGCUGUAUAAAAAUAUAAUAUAACUUUUUUUUUAAAGAACAUCUAGCUUCGAGACGGACGACUUCUCCAAACAUAAAGUUUAACAGAUAAAUUUAAUAUUUCUAGUCCUUGAUGCGGUUGCCAGUCAUAAUUUUUUCAUGUAAUAACACGAAUGAUACUGUAAACUAAUAAUAAAAAACAUUCCAUCAACAGUUCCACUAUACCAACUAACGAUCGGUGUACAUUGUACAUAUACAAUUAUGUUGUUUUUUUUGUAAUUUUUGUUUUUUACAUUAUCUACUACAACUAUAUAAUAUAAUAAUUAUAUAAUCUAGUACUCGCACGAAUAUUAAAUACUUAUUACUUGAAAAACUAUUAUAAUAUUGCACUUUUAAAAUUAAUUAUUUUAUUACUCUAUAGUCAAUAUACUCGUGGAUAUUGUAGUUUGUAUUGUGUAAGAAAACUUUUUGUGUCUAAAAAGAAAUUUGUGUUUCUUGUUUUUUGUUUUUUGUUUAUUAUUAUUAUAUUAUUAUUAUGAAUAUUAUUUUUUUGACUAAAUGAAUAAUAACAUGGUUGUGUGUACUCAAUUAGUAGACGUAAAAAAUAUUGGUUUCAUUCAUGAGUGCUGUAAGACACAAUGAGUUUUUCUGAUGAUAAUUAAAUUACUCGCGUUUUUAGUAUACUAGUUUGCCAUUUUCUUAGUUUAUAAUAUUGUUGUAUCAAUGAUUUGUAGAUUUAGAUUAUAUUCAUACAUAUUCAUAAAUGUUAUAGGUGACUAUUUAAUAAUAUUAAUCAUCCUUCUUUGAAACUGUCUUAUAACUAAUCUAUUUUGGAAUAUAAUAAUUCAAUAAAUAUAAUUUGAAA